Molecule: messenger RNA, 3950 nt
Organism: Prionailurus viverrinus (fishing cat)
Lineage: Eukaryota; Metazoa; Chordata; Mammalia; Carnivora; Felidae
Gene: SLC4A4
Product: solute carrier family 4 member 4
Exons: 24
Coding region: 5-3295 (1096 amino acids)
Biological process (GO): monoatomic anion transport; bicarbonate transport; regulation of intracellular pH
Cellular component (GO): basolateral plasma membrane; plasma membrane
Molecular function (GO): sodium:bicarbonate symporter activity; monoatomic anion transmembrane transporter activity; solute:inorganic anion antiporter activity
Source: RefSeq, a predicted model, not a curated record
UAGGAUGGAGGAUGAAGCUGUCCUGGACAGAGGAGCCUCCUUCCUUAAACAUGUGUGUGAUGAAGAAGAAGUAGAAGGCCACCACACCAUCUACAUUGGGGUCCAUGUGCCGAAGAGCUACAGGAGAAGGAGACGCCACAAGAGAAAGACAGGGCACAAAGAAAAGAAGGAAAAAGAAAGAAUCUCUGAGAACUACUCUGAUAAGUCAGAUGUGGAAAAUGCAGAUGAAACCAGCAGCAGCAUCCUCAAACCUCUCAUCUCUCCUGCUGCAGAACGUAUCCGAUUCAUCUUGGGUGAGGAGGAUGACAGCCCCGCACCCCCUCAACUCUUCACCGAACUGGAUGAGCUGCUGGCCGUGGAUGGGCAGGAGAUGGAGUGGAAGGAGACAGCGAGGUGGAUUAAAUUUGAAGAAAAAGUGGAACAGGGUGGGGAAAGAUGGAGCAAGCCCCAUGUGGCCACAUUGUCCCUUCACAGCUUAUUUGAGCUGAGGACAUGUAUGGAGAAAGGAUCCAUCAUGCUUGACAGGGAGGCUUCUUCUCUUCCACAGUUGGUGGAGAUGAUUGUUGACCAUCAGAUUGAGACAGGCCUAUUGAAACCUGACCUUAAGGAUAAGGUGACCUAUACUUUGCUCCGGAAGCACCGGCAUCAAACCAAGAAAUCCAACCUUCGAUCCCUGGCUGACAUUGGGAAGACAGUCUCCAGUGCAAGUAGGAUGUUUACCAACCCUGAUAAUGGUAGCCCAGCCAUGACCCAUAGGAAUCUGACUUCCUCCAGUCUGAAUGACAUUUCCGAUAAACCAGAGAAGGACCAGCUGAAGAAUAAGUUCAUGAAAAAACUUCCACGUGAUGCAGAAGCCUCCAACGUGCUUGUUGGGGAGGUUGACUUCUUGGAUACUCCUUUCAUUGCCUUUGUUCGGCUCCAGCAGGCGGUCAUGCUGGGUGCCCUGACUGAGGUCCCUGUGCCCACAAGGUUCUUGUUCAUUCUCUUAGGUCCUAAGGGGAAAGCCAAGUCCUACCAUGAGAUCGGCAGAGCCAUUGCCACCCUGAUGUCUGACGAGGUGUUCCAUGACAUUGCUUAUAAAGCUAAAGACAGGCAGGACCUGAUUGCUGGUAUCGACGAGUUCCUCGAUGAAGUCAUUGUUCUUCCACCUGGGGAAUGGGACCCAGCAAUCAGGAUAGAGCCUCCUAAGAGCCUUCCAUCAUCUGACAAAAGAAAGAAUAUGUACUCAGGUGGAGAGAAUGUUCAGAUGAAUGGGGACACACCUCACGAUGGAGGCCAUGGAGGAGGAGGAGGAGGACAUGCGGAUUGUGAAGAAUUGCAGCGAACUGGACGGUUCUGUGGUGGACUCAUUAAGGACAUAAAGAGGAAAGCACCAUUUUUUGCCAGUGAUUUUUAUGAUGCUUUAAAUAUUCAGGCUCUUUCAGCAAUUCUCUUCAUUUAUCUGGCAACUGUAACUAAUGCUAUCACUUUUGGAGGACUGCUUGGGGAUGCCACUGACAACAUGCAGGGCGUGUUGGAGAGCUUCCUGGGCACAGCUGUCUCUGGGGCCAUCUUUUGCCUGUUUGCCGGUCAACCACUCACGAUUUUGAGCAGCACAGGACCUGUCCUUGUCUUUGAGAGGCUUCUAUUCAAUUUCAGCAAGGAUCAUAAUUUUGACUAUCUGGAGUUUCGCCUUUGGAUUGGCUUGUGGUCAGCCUUCUUGUGUCUCAUUUUGGUAGCCACAGAUGCCAGCUUCUUGGUUCAGUACUUCACUCGCUUCACAGAAGAGGGCUUCUCUUCUCUGAUUAGCUUCAUCUUUAUCUACGAUGCUUUCAAGAAGAUGAUCAAGCUAGCUGACUACUACCCCAUCAACUCCAACUUCAAAGUGGGCUACAAUACUCACUUUUCCUGUGCCUGUGUGCCUCCUGACCCAGUUAAUAUCUCAAUAUCUAAUGACACUACACCGGCUCCAGAGGAUUGGCCAACUGUUUCUUCUACUGACAUGUACCAUAAUGCUACCUUUGACUGGGCAUUUUUGUCGACGAAGAAGUGUUUGAAAUACGGAGGAAAGCUCGUGGGGAACAACUGUGAUUUUGUUCCUGACAUCACUCUCAUGUCUUUCAUCCUCUUCUUGGGCACCUACACCUCUUCUAUGGCUCUGAAAAAAUUCAAAACGAGUCGUUAUUUUCCAACCACGGCAAGAAAACUGAUCAGUGACUUCGCCAUUAUCUUGUCCAUUCUGAUCUUUUGUGUAAUAGAUGCCCUGGUGGGUGUGGAUACUCCAAAACUAAUUGUGCCAAGUGAGUUCAAGCCAACAAGUCCAAACAGAGGUUGGUUUGUCCCACCAUUUGGAGGAAACCCCUGGUGGGUGUACCUUGCAGCUGCGAUCCCUGCUUUGUUGGUCACCAUUCUGAUUUUCAUGGACCAGCAAAUCACAGCUGUGAUUGUGAACAGGAAAGAGCAUAAACUCAAGAAAGGAGCUGGAUAUCACCUGGAUCUCUUCUGGGUGGCCAUCCUCAUGGUGGUGUGCUCUUUCAUGGCUCUUCCGUGGUAUGUGGCUGCAACUGUCAUUUCCAUUGCUCACAUUGACAGUUUGAAGAUGGAGACCGAGACUUCUGCACCUGGAGAACAACCAAAGUUUCUAGGAGUGAGAGAACAAAGAGUCACUGGAACCCUCGUGUUUAUUCUAACUGGUCUGUCAGUCUUUAUGGCUCCCAUCUUGAAGUUUAUUCCCAUGCCUGUACUGUAUGGCGUGUUCCUGUAUAUGGGGGUAGCAUCCCUUAAUGGUGUACAGUUCAUGGAUCGUCUGAAGCUGCUUCUGAUGCCCCUGAAGCAUCAGCCAGACUUUAUCUACCUGCGCCAUGUCCCCCUGCGCAGAGUCCACCUGUUCACUUUCCUGCAGGUGUUAUGUCUAGCCCUGCUCUGGAUCCUCAAGUCCACUGUGGCUGCUAUCAUUUUCCCAGUCAUGAUCUUGGCACUUGUAGCUGUCAGAAAAGGCAUGGACUACCUCUUCUCCCAACAUGACCUCAGCUUCCUCGAUGAUGUCAUUCCAGAAAAGGACAAGAAAAAGAAGGAAGAUGAGAAGAAAAAGAAAAAGAAGAAAGGAAGUCUGGACAGUGACAAUGAUGAUGAGAAAGAUCACCAACAUUCCUUGAACGCCACACAUCAUGCUGAUAAAAUUCCUUUCCUUCAGUCACUCGGUAUGCCAAGUCCUCCUAGAACUCCAGUAAAAGUUGUGCCUCAAAUUAGGAUAGAACUUGAGCCUGAAGACAAUGAUUAUUUCUGGAGGAGCAAGGGAACAGAAACUACAUUGUAACCUGUUUGUCUUUCUUUAAAAUUGACAGUUUUUGUUGUUAAUGUUCUGGGGUUUUGUCUGGUUGUUUAUUUUUUAAUUUUUGUUUUGUUUUGGGUUUUGGUCAUUGGCCAAAUAAUAUAGUGCUCACUCUGCUUCUCUCUUGCAUAGGUGAAAUCCAGACCAUACUGCACUGUUCCUUAAAAACAUCUGAAGAAUCCCCUUUUCUUUUCACACUUUCAGAUGUGUCCUCUGACAACCAAAUUCCUCUGUCACUGAAGACACACACAGACCCUGUCCUUUUCCUUUAUUAAGCAGAGGGCAAAAGUAUUAAGGAUUUUGUAACACCUUUUUAACGUAUUGAAGGAACUUACAACCAGCUUUGGAGCUGUGCUUACUGGCUCGUCUGUCUGCCUGGUAGAAUAAACCUUGACCUCCAGGCAGAGUCCCUUCUUGCUUCUAGAGCUUUCCAGGACUGGAAAAAGUGCUGCAAUGCGAACUUGCUCUUGCUUGUAAGCCCUAAUCUUAGAGUUAUCAAAAGAAGAAAAACUAAAGGUACUUAACUCCCUGUAGAGAAACUGUUGCCAUCAUUGUAGCAAGUGCUGGAAUAUCCCUUUUUCCUAUGCAACUUUUUUUAACCCUUUAAUGAACUUAUCUGUUGAGUACAUUGAAGAAUAUU